This is a messenger RNA of Cuculus canorus (common cuckoo), 4942 nucleotides long. It is a transcript of the gene POLR1B, whose product is annotated as RNA polymerase I subunit B. The transcript is spliced from 14 exons. Lineage: Eukaryota; Metazoa; Chordata; Aves; Cuculiformes; Cuculidae. Gene Ontology annotation, molecular function: DNA-directed RNA polymerase activity; ribonucleoside binding; DNA binding. Bases 960 to 3995 code for a protein of 1011 amino acids. Gene Ontology annotation, biological process: DNA-templated transcription. The record is from RefSeq and is a predicted model, not a curated record. Gene Ontology annotation, cellular component: nucleus; RNA polymerase I complex.
CCGCAGAACCCCAGCUGCCUUCUUUGCUCUGCUGUCAAAUUUGCUGUGCAAUCUGCCAGAAUAGAUCAGAAGGAGAUCUAUAUCAUCCUGUAGAGCACGAUAAUCCAAGUCUUGUUUCUGCAGGAUACUAGGUUUCAGUGUUGUUCCCACUUAGAAGUCCAGAGUUAUAAAUCCCUCUUGUUCACAUUUUUCUGACUUGCUCUGAAAUUUGCCUAAGGAAGCAGCAAAUAUUUUCCUUUGCACUGUGAAAGGAUUGCACAGCCAUCACUGUUUUCUAUUAGAAUUCUGUCCAAGAUGUGCAUUUUAAUGAGGCACCUGGUGCAAGGGGACACUUGCUUGUGAUUUCAGCUUUUUUUCCCCCUUUGUUCAAAGCAUUGCAACUAACAGUGAUAAAAGCAACUAUAAGUGCAGUAUCUUACCUGAACAUGGAAGUGGGGCAGUCACAGAUUCUUCACAGUCAUUUUCCCUGUGGCUCUUGGAUUUUCCUGAGCUGCAGAUGCUUUUAUUUUUCAGUUAGUUGCUAUCUUUUCUUCCAGUGUUUAUUUGUUUAAAUAUUUUUUGAACCUUUGCAAAUGUUUGGAAUAGUUGAAACAGAACAUUUUGCUGUUCCUUGUGUGAGAAAGUAUUGCCUAGUGCUUCGACAGUGUGAUUGGUCUCUCCCACUCCCUGCCCUUGCACAGCAGGAAGCAGUGGGUCAUCAUUCCUUGUUUCCACUGUGCUGCCUUUAAGCAUGUACCUCUCCCUCAGAUCCUCCUUGCAGCUCUCCCUUCCCAAAGGUGAGAACUGAAGCCUGUCUGCUGAGUGGCUGCACAUUCAAGAUGCUUUAUGCCUUUAGUCAUAACCUAAACUGGAGACCAGAUCCACACAGAGGGCUUGGUGUCAGGCUGCACCGUGGAUUCAGAGGAGCGCAGUAACAUUUCGCCUCUUUCCUAGCUGAUAUCAGCUGGUCAGUGAAUGGCAUGCCACAAGGGACAAUUAAACAGGCCCUGGGGUACAUUCCAAUCAUGGUGAAGUCCAAGUUGUGCAACCUCUAUAACCUUUCCCCACAAGAGCUCAUGCAGCACCAUGAGGAGGAAGAGGAAAUGGGAGGCUACUUUAUAAUAAACGGCUUAGAAAAAGUUAUUAGGAUGCUGAUUAUGCCCAGGCGAAAUUUCCCUCUUGCAAUGACAAGACACAAGUGGAAAAAUAGAGGCCCUGGUUUCACAGAGUACGGAGUAGUGAUGCACUGCAUUAAGGACGAGCACACUGCGAUAAAUAUGAACCUGCACUACUUAGAAAAUGGUUGUGUCAUGGUGAAUUUCAUUUUCCAGAAAGAGCUGUUCUUCCUUCCCUUGGGAUUUGCUCUGAAGGCAUUGGUUAAUUUCCCAGACUACCAGAUCUUUGAAGAGCUGGUCAAAGGAAAAGAAAGUGACACCUUUUAUGUGAACUGUGUUACUGAGAUGCUGAGAGCAGUGGUGGAUGCAGGCUGUUUUACACAGCAAAAUGUCCUCGAAUAUCUGGGAAAGAGCUUCAGAAUAAAACUUAACCUUCCUGAGUGGUACAGCAAUGAACAGGCUGCAGAUUUCAUUUUGAACAAGUGUAUCUGCAUACACCUGACAAACAGAACUGAAAAGUUCUACCUGCUCUGUAUGAUGACCCAGAAGCUGUAUGCUUUUGCCAAAGGGGAGUGCAUGGAGGAUAAUCCCGACAGUCUGAUGAAUCAGGAAGUGCUUACUCCAGGACAGCUGUUCCUUAUGUUCUUAAAGGAGAGGCUUGAAAGUUGGUUGCAAUCUGUGAAGUUUGUUUUGGAGAAAAGAAUGGAAAAGGCUGAUAUCAGUAUAAACACAGACAGCUUGGUGAAGGCAUUCAGCCUAGCAACAGACUUAACCAAGCCAUUUGAAUAUCUUCUUGCGACUGGAAACCUGCGAUCUAAAACUGGCCUGGGCAUGUUACAGGACAGUGGUCUCUGUGUGGUAGGAGACAAGCUGAAUUUUGUUCGCUACCUUUCCCACUUCCGCUGUAUACACAGAGGAGCAGCGUUUUCCCAAAUGAGAACUACAACUGUCCGCAAGCUGCUGCCCGAAUCCUGGGGGUUCCUGUGCCCUGUGGACACCCCAGAUGGAGAACCCUGCGGUCUCAUGAACCACAUGACAGCUUUGUGUGAAAUAGUGACAGAGAUGGUGCCUGUGACAGGCAUUCCACCUCUGUUAUGUUCCCUCGGUGUCACCCCCAUCGAUGCAACUCCAAGCAAGCCUUACAUGGAGUGUUACCGAGUUAUCCUGGAUGGCUCUAUGGUGGGCUGGGUGGAGCGGGAGCUGGCUCCUGAGAUUGCAGACACCCUCCGCCGUUUCAAGAUAACACAAGAGAAGAGAUUUCCCGCACGGGCAGAAGUGGUCCUUAUCCCAAUGACAGGAAAAGCCAGUCUGUAUCCUGGAUUGUUCAUUUUCACUACCCCUUGUCGCAUGGUGCGACCUGUCAGAAACCUGUUCUAUGGAAGGAAUGAAUGGAUUGGUACCCUGGAACAGGUCUUCAUGAAUGUGGCCUCACUGGAGUCGGAAGUGGUGCCUGGAACAACCACUCACCAGGAGCUCUUCCCUCACAGCAUUCUGAGUGUGGUGGCCAACCUCAUCCCCUUCUCCGACCACAACCAAAGUCCACGAAACAUGUAUCAGUGUCAGAUGGGAAAGCAAACCAUGGGCUUUCCAGUCUAUAACUACAAGGACCGCUCAGAUAACAAGCUGUACCACCUUCACACUCCCCAGAGCCCUCUGGUGCGGCCCAGCAUGUAUGACUAUUAUGGUAUGGACAGCUAUCCAGUCGGCACCAAUUCAAUUGUGGCUGUCAUCUCCUACAGUGGCUAUGACAUGGAAGAUGCAAUGAUUGUGAACAAAUCUUCUUGGCAGAGAGGGUUUGCCUAUGGAAGCGUAAUCAAGAUGGAGAGCAUUGACCUUUCCCUUAAAGCUAGCAGGGCAGGUGAUAAUUUAGUAUUUGGCGUCAGACCUGGUGAUCCAAACGUUAUGGAGAAACUGGAUGCCGACGGACUGCCUUUCGUUGGCUCUAUCCUACAGCCUGGGGACCCCUUCUACAGCUUCAUGAACCUCAGCACAGGGGAGACCUUCACUGUGUACUAUAAGAAUAAGGAAGUUGGCAUUGUAGACAACAUCAAGUUAUGCAGCAAUGACCGUGGCACUGGGAAGUUCAAGAAGGCAUGCAUCACUGUGAGGGUCCCCCGAAAUCCAACGGUCGGAGACAAAUUUGCCAGCCGUCACGGCCAGAAAGGUAUCCUGAGCCAGCUCUGGCCAGUUGAAGAUAUGCCAUUCACGGAGAACGGCAUGGUACCAGACAUCCUCUUCAACCCUCACGGCUUUCCCUCCCGUAUGACCAUCGGGAUGUUAAUUGAGAGCAUGGCAGGGAAGUCGGCGGCACUGCACGGCGUCUCCUACGAUGCUACUCCCUUCACCUUCACAGAGAAGAACUCCGCUCUGAAAUACUUCGGGGAGACGUUAGUGAGCGCAGGUUAUAACUACUUUGGGACGGAGAAGAUGUACAGUGGCAUCAGUGGCCUGGAGCUGGAGGCGGAGAUCUUUGUGGGAGUGGUGUACUACCAGCGCCUGCGCCACAUGGUCUCUGACAAGUUCCAGGUGAGGACAACAGGACCCCGAGAUGCUGUCACCAACCAGCCUGUCAAGGGGAGAAACGUGGAAGGUGGGAUUCGCUUCGGCGAGAUGGAGCGUGACGCCUUGCUGGCACAUGGCACGUCUUUUUUGCUGCAAGACCGCCUGUUCAACUGCUCCGAUGGCUCUGUAGCCUACGUCUGCAUGAGCUGCGGCAGCAUGACGUCUCCUGUCCUGGAGAAACCGCCACAUUCCUCCUCCGUGACAAGCAACAGGAGGUACUCCUGCUCAGUCUGCAGUGAGGUGGACACCAUUGAGAUCGUCCCUGUGCCCCAUGUCUUCCGCUACUUUGUGGCGGAGCUGGCAGCCAUGAACAUAAAAACAAAGCUCAAGGUGGAGUAGCUUUGUCCGCAGGCACGGCAAGGCUGCUGGGAGGAGAGAGGAAGUAUCUGUCUUCUGUCCCCGUGGAUUCCAAGCAUUCAGUCAGUUCUCAGGUUCUUCAAGCAUUUGCAAGAUUAAUUUGAUGUUUGUAUUGAUGGGGUGGUUGCCGAGCUGUACGGUGAGGAAACGUGGCUCUGUUGAAGUUUGUGUCCACUUCCUAAAGGAUCAGUAGCUAUCGAGGUAUGGUGUGGAAAUCAACCAAUGUCGCUGCUCCCGCCAGGCUGCUGGGUUGAGAGCGAUGAGGGUUCUUUAUUCUCCAAGUGCUGGCUGCAGCUGCAAAGAUGAAGAGGUCAUAAACCAGCAUGAAUUGAAUGCUGCAAAUGAUGAAAAAGAAAUUCUGGGUUUUUUUGAAGAAAAAUCCUUGCAAAAUGUAUGCCUUAAUGAUGGGUACAUCCUAAAGUGAUUGGACAUGUUUUGUUUUGCUUUAUUUCAAUACAUUUGCCUUGAAACUCAUGAAGAAGAAGAAGAAGGCACAGAGUUCUGCCACACGAAGCCGCAACCUUGACCGCAAGAGAACAAGGUGGCCAAGUCAGGCCCGUCCUGGGAGUGCUUGGUGUCGCUGAGCGCAGUCCCUGUCUCCGUGUGGCACCACGGUGGGAUAUUUCUUUAUGUGUUUCUCUGUGGAUGAAGAGGAAGCAAGCAGAGGAUUUUCCAGCCUGGAUCUGACCCUGGAUCUCAGCCCCUGUGCGGUGCUGUAAAGUGUGGACACUGUAGGAUGGGAGGUUGCUGUGUCCGCGUCAACGAGAACAAGCCCGGUCCCCUGCAGCAGCAGCCGCCCGGAUCCCAGAGGAUGCCAGCCCGUCCCACAGAUUGCUAUCCCCCAUCCCGGAGGAUUCCAGCCCCAUUUCCCACUCCCAGUUGCGGCCAGAGAAGCUGGGAGUACCCAUUCGGCAGCCUUACGCUUCUUG